Molecule: messenger RNA, 2942 nt
Organism: Thunnus maccoyii (southern bluefin tuna)
Lineage: Eukaryota; Metazoa; Chordata; Actinopteri; Scombriformes; Scombridae
Product: PKc_LIMK_like_unk domain-containing protein
Exons: 10
Coding region: 299-1294 (331 amino acids)
Biological process (GO): actin cytoskeleton organization; protein phosphorylation
Cellular component (GO): nucleus; cytoplasm
Molecular function (GO): protein serine/threonine kinase activity; ATP binding
Source: RefSeq, a predicted model, not a curated record
ACAACCCAUAAAAACAUGCAUUUGCAAUAGCGAGGCUUGUUUCACCACAUCAACAGUGAGGUGGGCUGCAGGAGGCUCAUUGCACCGCCUGAACGCUGCAACAGACGCGUUAACUGUGUGGGCAAAAGUGUUGAAACCACUGGUACUUCCUGCACAGACAACUUACUGGAACGGAUCUAUGAUGAAUAAUAUUUCAUCGACAAUAUAAACCUGAUCUGCCCUUUUUUACUGCAAACGGCGCCGGGACAGAAUCCAUUUUCUGCACAGAGACCUCUGGGUUUGUUCCAGCGUCCACAAGAUGCAUAUGAAUAGCUUAUUAAAUCAAUGGACUGACAUCUCCAGGAUGUGUGAUGUGGACGUGUCCUCAGAGCCCACCAGUCCCACCCUGUGUGGUGAGUCUUCAGACAAGUACUACCAUGUGGACCGCUGGCAGAAACUCCGCACCGCCGUCCGCAAACUGGAGUUCUGGGAAAACUUCACCGCUGAGCUAAUCGGGAGCGGCUUCUUCUCCAAAGUCUAUAAGGUGAUGCACAGUACCAGUCGGAAGGUGAUGGUGGUGAAGAUCUACAAAAACGACGUGGACCAGGACAGCAUCGUACGUGAGAUCAGCCUGCUGCAGAAGCUUUCCCACCCCAACAUCGUCAGAUAUCUGGGAAUCUGUGUGAAGGAAGAUAAACUCUAUCCUAUCUUAGAGUAUGUGAAUGGUGGAUGUCUGGAGGAGCUUCUGGCCAGGAAAGAUGUUCCCCUGUGCUGGAGAGAGAAGGUGGACCUGGCCUGUGAUAUAAGCAGAGGGAUGAUCUACCUGCACUACAAGAACAUUUACCACAGAGACCUCAACUCUAAGAACUGUCUGAUCCGGGUGACGUCUCGAGGUCGGGAGGCCCUGGUGACAGAUUUCGGCCUGGCCAGAGAAGUGGUGGAGCUGCCGGUUAAAGACCCCGGCAGGAAGCUCUCACUGGUGGGCUCUGCCUUUUGGAUGGCCCCAGAAAUGCUCCGAGGAGAGCCGUACGACCGCAAGGUGGAUGUUUUCUCCUUCGGCAUUGUGCUCUGUGAAAUCCUGGCCAGGAUCCCUGCUGACCCAGAGAUACUACCCAGAACACAGGACUAUGGACUGGAUGUGAAAGCAUUCAAGGAGCUGGUGACUGACUGUCCUGAGCGUCUUCUGGAGUUAGCAGCCAGCUGCUGUAUGGUGGAGUCUUUCAGACGGCCAGCGUUCACGGAGUUGUUGGACGAGUUAGGAGAGGUUGCUGAGAGUCUGGAGCUGCCGCCCAAAUCUGAUCUGACCACGAGUUGAGCUGUCUGGCUCUGGGAUUUGUCACUGUGUGGACAGGAAGCUGAACCUGAGCGGAAGAAACCUGAGUAUUUCAGCCCUCUGUGGCAUCACUCUCCUCCACUGCACAACGCACGACGAUGGUUGAACUUGUCUUAACUGAGGUGGUGCAGAUGUACUAGAUGUGUUUUCAGAGAGCAGUGGACACUCUGCUGACUUCUCAUGGACAUUUUGCUUUGACACAUUUGUGUACAUAUAAAUAGUGGUUUGAUUGAUAGGAGUGAAUAUACAAUAUGUUUUGUUUCUUUGCCGCACGUCUUACUUGACUGAAAGGUCUUAUCCUCUCUUCCUUCCUUGGUUCCUACUGUUCUUUGUGAGUGGUUUGUUUCGUAACCAACGAUACAGAUGAUCAAGUCUGUUGAUGUAUUUUCUGCCUCUUCUACAGUAUCUGCUUACCCGUCCCCUUUGUGAUUCAGGUCGGCCUCUGCAGGCCUAGACUCUCACUCAGUGCCUCUCCAACAGGAAAUUGCAAUUGCUGACUGAGCGAGAACAGCCUGCCCUAUACUGGGACUUCAACAAGUCCACCAGACAUACAAGAUGGGACUCAAAACAAAACCACUUCAGAAAACAGCCUGUGGAUACAAGCAACAAAUACAGGGCUGAUAAAUCAGGGGCUGAAGAGAUUUUAAGUUGACUUUGAAGUGUGGAAACCUCAAACAAGCCAUGGUCAAACCCCUAAUUUGUUCUGUGUGCAGGUAAACAAUUCAUAUUCACAGUCGCAGUUCAUGUCGGUGUCAGUCUAAGCUAUUUAUUAUUUCCAUAAAACUAUAUUUUUCUUGAAUAAUACUGAAGCUUUUCAGGAACAAAGAAAAAAGUUUCUAGCCCUCUAGCUUUUAUUUGGCAUAAUGACAAUUUUGAGUCCUCCAGUCGACCCAUUCAUUUCUUAACAAUUAAAUCACAAAAAAGUGGUUGUUUUCAAUAGCGGUGUGCACAAUUUAAUGUUCACAUCUCAUUUUGCUUUGUAGUUGUCAUAUUUUGUCGUUAUUUGUCUGAGCUCAUCAAGUUACUUUGAGCUGAAAAUGUGUGUGUAAAAAUUUUAUGCUUAUCUCUUUUGCUCUUUUUAAAAUACUGACACCUUUUUGAGAUUGAAGGAGUCCACAUUGGUUUAAGUUUACCAGUAUUUACUUUCUGGUCUCACAAUGAUUUUUCAGGCAGCUACAAUACAAAAGGAACUCUCACGAAAGCCAUAUUUCAGGCUUUCAGAUGAAUAAAAGAUAACAUUUCAGAGAUACAGGUUUAGUUUUCUUGCACAUGAAUGAUAAAAGUUUUGAAACUAAAUAUAAAAGAAUAAUGAAACAGAAACUGCAGCUGAAACCCAGAAACCCCAACAAGCUUUUACAAAGACAAACAGAACUAAAACUGAAUUGUAAAACAGAUUCACCACAGAGGAGAAUGUCUGAAAAGGCUAAUCUGUAACUUUAGGUCCUAUUUUGCAGACAGUUUUCUCCACUCGAGGAAGGUCAUCUGCUCCGAGUGACUGUACAGAUACUGCAGUCCGAGUGCUUUUCAGAAGUUGCUGUGUCAGUUUUCACAUUCCAUCAUGGAAAACUAAUUGAACCAUUUUCAUUGCAAUUUUCUUUAAUCUACUUAAAUAAAAAACUGAAAAAUAAAG